Messenger RNA from Aplosporella prunicola CBS 121167, 920 nucleotides. RefSeq lists its product as uncharacterized. The transcript has a single exon. Lineage: Eukaryota; Fungi; Ascomycota; Dothideomycetes; Botryosphaeriales; Aplosporellaceae. The record is from RefSeq and is a predicted model, not a curated record. The coding region runs from base 222 to 506 and encodes 94 amino acids.
UGUCUUCUCAGUUGCUCUAGCAGCCAGCAGCUGCUAUACGCCUUUGCCUGGAUCAUUGGCAUCGGAGGGCGGUGCCGCACGUAGCCAAGCGCGUAUGCGGUACUUCCCAUGCUGUCUUGGAUACGGCGGUGUGGGUAAGGUUUUCCAGCAAAGACAAGACCUCGACAUGCGAGACAUGCUGCAGGUGUCUAUGGCUAGAGUUACUUGACCGGGCAGGCGCGAUGUCGUCGCUCACAGCCACAGAGGCACUUUUUUCCGCUUUCUGUGCCUGCGGCUUCCAAGUUCCUCCCCCCUUCGGGAUCAUAGUCCAGCCUAAAAAGCACAUCCACACCCACACCACAUCCCGCACACCCCAUCCCGCUAACCCCCACCCACCCUUUCCACUGCCGUCGUGUCCAGGCCUCAAGCGCCUACCCAUCGAUAAGCAGUCUCAGAAAUGUAGGCGUGCGGUGUCCGUCCGGCUCCCUGCAUCCCCUUCCGGCGACCUGCCCACCACCCGCACGUAGCACUACCCACCACGGUUACAUGGGCCACUGCUGCUGCCAUCCACAGCGUCCGUCUUGUUUCUGAUGCUGCGCCCUCCCGCAAGUAAUCUUCCAAGAUCUUAAUGAAUGCUGUGCUGGUCGGUGGACAGAUCUCUGCGCUCUCCCCCCCGUGUGGAACCUCUUGGGGCUUUACUCUAGUGAGACAACUGCAUCUAGUGCGGGUGGCUUGCUUGCGCCGGGUGCGUCAUGCACGCUCCGUCUCGGAAUGCAUGCCGUGGUCGGCCUGAAACCUGGUUUCGCUGUCCGGAGUUCGUUAGCCAAAAAUCCGAUCGUGUGGUUUCUGCUGCUUGACACGUCUGCGAACGAAUGGUGUGCCGGUAGCUUGCAGAUUGCAGUCGAAGGAUUGCGAGCAACUCCCUGCUUGAUAUGCAUGAA